AUGAGUAUUUUAUCAUCAUUCAUAGUUAAUGUAUUAUUAUUGUUUUCACUUUUCUCAAAAUCAUUAGAAAUAAGUGACAAAAACUUAAUUGAUUCUUCAAAUUUAAAAAAUGAACCUUUACCAAUUAUUUUAAAUGAUGAAAAAGAUAAUAAUAUUAUAGAAAAAAGAAAAGUUUCUCGUAAAUCUAAAAAAUUUGUUAGUAAUGGUGGACAACAAAUAAAUAAUAUUAAUAGUGAUUCAAAAGAACUAUUUGCACUAUCACAGCAACAAUUACUUUCUAAUAAUGCUCAAUUACAACAACAAUUACAAUCAAUACAAUCUCAAUUGCAGCAACAAUUAUUAUCUAUUACAGCACAAUUACAACAACAAUUGCAAUCGAUUCAAGCUCAACUAUCUCUUCUGAUUAUGGGAUUUAGAAUUCCACAAACAACUACAGGUCCUCCAACUUUAGCACCAACUACAGGUCCAACGCCAGCUCCAGCUCCAUAUACAACUACAACUACACCUCAACCCCCAGCUCCAGCUUACACUUAUACCCCAGCUUCAAUUUCAACUCGAGAUAUACGUCAACCUUCACAUUCAUAUACAACUCCAACUUAUUCUACAACUAAAUUUACCACCCGAUCAUUUUCUCAACCUACAACAAAUUUCUACACAAAUACAAAUGGAUAUACAUCUAAAGCUUCGACUCCAUCUGGUAAAUGA
Strongyloides ratti is the source of this 705-nucleotide messenger RNA. RefSeq lists its product as hypothetical. The transcript has a single exon. The record is from RefSeq and is a predicted model, not a curated record. Lineage: Eukaryota; Metazoa; Nematoda; Chromadorea; Rhabditida; Strongyloididae. The coding region runs from base 1 to 705 and encodes 234 amino acids.